Messenger RNA from Cajanus cajan (pigeon pea), 1261 nucleotides. The record is from RefSeq and is a predicted model, not a curated record. NCBI's taxonomy places the organism in Eukaryota, Viridiplantae, Streptophyta, Magnoliopsida, Fabales, Fabaceae.
AGGCAAAAAAUAUCUUUACAUUAGUGUCCGAGUGGCGAGUGCUCUAGAUGAAGCGAUUCCAAAACCAGCGAUGAAAACUCAAUAAAAUCAAAUUUAAGUAAAGAGCAAAACAUGUCAGUAUUUCGGAAUCAAUGGCUAUGUUUUCCUCUCACUCAAGCUCUUUUCUCCAGGUUGCUUCCCAGAACCUAUGCAUCAGUGUUAUCCACAACAAGACUAUGCCCUGUUUGGUGUCAUUCAGUACCUCGUUCCACCUGUUCUCCAGGCUGCCAUUUCCUCGCGCAAUGCGCGCAAGUCACCGUGGAGGUCGGGUUGGGCUCCGUCGGCGUUCGGCCGGACCUCUUGUAUCACAGGCUCCGGCUGCCAAUUUUCAUAACCUGUCCCAUGUUAAUUAACAUCUCAAUAGUGAAGGUUGUUGCUUACUUUAGAGAGAGACUGAUAUCAGAGAAAACCCUGAGCAGAAAUGCUGUAAGACAAUUGUGUGACAAUAAGACCGUCAUUGCUUUUACUUAUAAACAAAAUGGGCUGCUUGUUGGUUGCAAGUACAGAACAAUGGAGAAAAGAUUUUGGCAGGGAAAAGGCACCGACAAGAUACUAUAUGGAAUUGAUGACAUUAGUCAUGCAUCUGAAAUCAUCAUUGUUGAAGGGGAAAUUGACAAGCUUUCACUCGAGGAGGCUGGCUUUCAGAAUUGUGUUAGUGUUCCAGUGGGUGCACCAAGAAAGGUUUCUUCAAAAGAUUUGCCACCAAUAGAAAAGGACACUGCAUAUCAAUACCUAUGGAACUGCAAAGAGUACUUGGAUAAGGCAGUUCGCAUUAUACUGGCAACUGAUAAUGAUCCACCAGGUCAAGCUUUAGCUGAAGAACUGGCACGACGCCUUGGUCGAGAAAGGUGUUGGCGUGUACUCUGGCCAAAGAAAGAUGAAUUCAGCUUUUUCAAAGAUGCAAAUGAGGUUCUCAAACACAUGGGAGCAGAUGCUUUGAAGAAAAUAGUUGAAAAUGCAGAGCCAUACACAAAUGAUAAUUAGGUAAUGUCCAAUAGGACUAUGGUGAUGAUGGUUCAAAAGAGAAGGCUUAUGCUUUAAUGUCUAUUAAUGGAUUUUUUUAGGGGGAAGAGGUGGGAGUUUAAAUGCUCAUAAUAGGUUUUGACAUCAAAGUUUAAAUACUUAGUUAUUUUUAUGGGUAGACUCGUGUAAUAUUGAGGGUGUGGAAAUCAACUCCCUCAUUUUGAGAAAAAUCAUAAAUAUGUAUGUAGAGUUUUUGUUU